This is a messenger RNA of Drosophila hydei, 2550 nucleotides long. It is a transcript of the gene su(f), whose product is annotated as protein suppressor of forked. Gene Ontology annotation, cellular component: nucleus. Gene Ontology annotation, molecular function: protein binding; mRNA binding. Gene Ontology annotation, biological process: mRNA 3'-end processing. The transcript is spliced from 9 exons. Bases 241 to 2463 code for a protein of 740 amino acids. NCBI's taxonomy places the organism in Eukaryota, Metazoa, Arthropoda, Insecta, Diptera, Drosophilidae. The record is from RefSeq and is a predicted model, not a curated record.
AGUUCCUAAGUGCGAACUAGUUCCGAGCGGCACUCUACAACACUGAUGGUUUAGGAAGCCGCAUUAUAUUUAUUGUAGGCAAUUUUGACAUAUUUCUAUAAACGAAAUAUGACAUAUUGCAAAUAAUUCAAUUUAAUUUUACUGGGAUAAAAAUUGAUUUAGUGUUUAGUGCUAACUGAAGCUAGCUGAAGAAGCAAUACCAAAACGCCGGCAUUUACAACAACAAUUGCAAUCGUCGCAAUGACAUCCGCAAGGGAUUUAAUAAAAAUUGAUAUAGAAUGGGGCAUGGAGCGAUUGGUGCGCGCUCAGCAAGUCGUCGAGCUGCGCCCCUACGACAUCGAAUCGUGGUCCGUGAUGCUCCGCGAGGCACAGACUCGGCCCAUUCACGAAGUGCGCAGCCUUUACGAGUCCCUGGUGAAUGUGUUUCCCACUACAGCGCGUUACUGGAAGCUCUAUAUUGAAAUGGAGAUGCGCAGCCGAUACUACGAGCGAGUGGAGAAGCUCUUCCAACGCUGUCUGGUCAAAAUUCUCAAUAUAGAUCUAUGGAAACUCUACCUGACCUACGUCAAGGAGACCAAAGCGGGUCUUAGUACCCACAAAGAAAAGAUGGCGCAGGCAUAUGAUUUUGCCUUGGAAAAGAUUGGCAUGGAUUUGCAUUCGUUUAGCAUUUGGCAGGAUUAUAUUUAUUUCUUGCGUGGCGUCGAAGCUGUGGGAAACUAUGCAGAGAAUCAAAAGAUCACAGCUGUGCGGCGUGUCUAUCAAAAGGCGGUGGUUACGCCCAUUGUGGGUAUUGAGCAGCUAUGGAAAGAUUAUAUUGCAUUUGAGCAGAAUAUCAAUCCGAUUAUAUCAGAGAAAAUGAGCCUGGAACGUUCGAAGGACUAUAUGAACGCACGUCGUGUGGCGAAGGAGUUGGAAUAUCAUACGAAAGGGCUCAAUCGCAAUCUGCCUGCUGUGCCGCCAACACUGACCAAAGAAGAGACUAAACAGGUGGAGCUGUGGAAACGUUUCAUUACCUAUGAGAAGUCAAAUCCUUUGCGCACAGAGGACACGGCGCUCGUCACUCGACGCGUUAUGUUUGCCACAGAGCAAUGUCUGCUGGUGUUGACGCAUCAUCCGGCUGUUUGGCAUCAGGCAUCGCAGUUCCUGGACACCAGUGCACGCGCUCUCACCGAGAAAGGCGAUGUGCAAGCAGCUAAGAUCUUUGCAGACGAAUGCGCCAAUAUUCUGGAACGAUCCAUCAAUGGCGUUCUCAAUCGCAAUGCUCUCCUCUAUUUUGCUUACGCGGACUUCGAGGAGGGCCGACUAAAGUACGAGAAGGUUCACAGCAUGUACAACAAGCUGCUCACCCUGCCAGACAUCGAUCCCACGCUGGUUUAUGUGCAGUACAUGAAGUUCGCUCGUCGCGCGGAGGGCAUCAAAUCGGCGCGAGGCAUCUUUAAGAAGGCACGCGAAGAUGUUCGCUCGCGCUAUCAUAUAUUUGUGGCGGCCGCAUUAAUGGAGUACUACUGUUCCAAGGACAAGGAGAUAGCAUUCCGCAUAUUCGAGCUGGGCUUGAAACGCUUCGGCGGCAGCCCCGAGUACGUGAUGUGCUAUAUCGACUACCUCUCCCAUUUGAACGAGGACAACAAUACGCGUGUGCUCUUCGAGCGUGUUCUGAGCUCCGGUGGCCUGUCGCCCCAUAAGAGUGUGGAAGUCUGGAAUCGGUUUCUCGAAUUCGAGUCGAACAUCGGCGAUCUGUCCAGCAUUGUCAAAGUGGAGCGAAGACGCAGCGCGGUCUUUGAAAAUCUGAAAGAGUAUGAAGGCAAGGAAACGGCACAGCUGGUGGAUCGCUACAAGUUCCUAGAUCUAUAUCCUUGCACCAGCACCGAGCUCAAGUCCAUUGGCUACGCCGAGAACGUCGGCAUCAUUUUGAAUAAGGUGGGCUCUAAUGCUGCCUCUGCCGGCGGUGCAAAUAGUCACAACAAUAACAAUGAGUCGGAGGCAGAUGGCGAGGCGACACAGCCCCUGCCACGGCCAGACUUCUCACAGAUGAUACCAUUCAAGCCGCGAUCUUGCGCUCAUCCAGGUGCACAUCCACUGGCCGGCGGCGUCUUUCCACAGCCGCCAGCGUUGGCUGCGCUCUGUGCCGCACUGCCUCCGCCGAACAGUUUUCGGGGUCCCUUUGUCAGUGUGGAGCUGCUCUUCGACAUCUUUAUGCGACUCAAUUUGCCGGAAUCUGCUCCACAACCAAAUGGCGACAACGAUUUAACGCCCAAAAUCUUUGAUCUGGCCAAAUCGGUGCACUGGAUCGUGGACACCAGCACGUACACGGGAGUGCAGCACAGUGUGACGGCGAUGCCGCCGCGUCGACGUCGCCUGCUUCCUGGCGGCGACGAUAGCGACGAUGAGCUGCAGACAUCGGUGCCGCCUACGAACGAUAUUUAUCGAUUGCGCCAACUAAAGCGAUUCGCCAAGUCCAAUUGAACCAAAGGACAGCAAUUCCGUUCUUUAUUUUAUUUUGUUCUUUUCAAUAUUCCAUUCACUUUCGAAAUAAUAAUGUCAAGAAAAUAU